Messenger RNA from Nerophis ophidion (straightnose pipefish), 1317 nucleotides. RefSeq names its product tryptase-like. Gene Ontology annotation, molecular function: serine-type endopeptidase activity. The transcript has 9 exons. Gene Ontology annotation, biological process: proteolysis. Lineage: Eukaryota; Metazoa; Chordata; Actinopteri; Syngnathiformes; Syngnathidae. The record is from RefSeq and is a predicted model, not a curated record.
AUGACUAAGAACUCCCAGCAACAUCCUCUGCCUGUUCCCGUCACCACUUCUCCAUCACCGCAGGGCUUGAACACAGUUGAGUACUGUGUAGUGCCUCGCUUGGUAUUCGGCCAAGAGGAAGAGGUGGCCGUCAAUGACUCGCCUUAUCCACGCCCAUUGCGAGGAAAGGGGCGAGGCAAGUGUACAUGUAUUUGUACUCUGACGAGGCUGAGGAGUUGGUACUUGGCGAUGGAUGUGUACGGCCUCACGUGGACGCUGGUGGUGAUGCUGGUGGCAGGGUGUGCGGCGCAGAUAAACGAGUGCAGGAGACCCCCACUCAACAAUCGCAUCGUGGGCGGUCAGACGGCCCACGCGGGGGCGUGGCCCUGGUAGGUCAGUAUGCACAGAUCUGGGCGUCACUUCUGUGCGGGGUCUCUGGUCAACAGUGAGUGGGUUCUAUCUGCCGCCCACUGCUUUGGGAGUUCCAGGACCUUGAUAGCGUAUCUGGGUCGUCAGAGCCAGCAGGGCUCCAAUCCCAACGAGGUGUCUCGCGGCAUCAUUCAGAGGAUCAUCCAUCCCAACUACACAAGCGGGGUUAUGGACAACGACCUGGUCUUCCUGAGACUGUCGGUGCCUGUGGUCUUCAGCGACUUCAUCAGGCCCGUUUGCUUGGCGGCGUCCGACAGCACCUUCUUCAGCGGAACACACAGCUGGGUCACCGGCUGGGGCAACGUCGGUUCCGGAGAGCCGUUGCCCCGCCCACAGAACCUGAUGGAAGUGGAGCUUCCGCUGGUGGGUAACCAUCAAUGCAACUGUGACUUUGAGGUGGGAAGGAUCACAGACAACAUGAUCUGCGCUGGUCCGCGUGCUGGCGGCAGAGACGUCUGCCAGGGGGACUCGGGCGGUGCGCUGGCAAGCGAACAAGAUGGCAUCUGGGUUCAAAGCGGGGUGGUGAGCUUCGGACAAGGUUGUACACUUCCAGAGCUGCCAGGCGUCUACACCCGAGUGUCGCGUUACCAAGCGUGAAUCAGCAGCCAAAUCGAUGCCGACACGCCAGGCUUUGUCACCUUCACAUCCGCGGGAGUAGACGCCGACCUCGGCGUCAGCUGUCCCGGCCUCCCGCCUCUCGCCCCAGGUGAGCCGCACACCCCCCAAAGGAUGUCUGUGCUGUGCGGGCGCACCGACUUGAACACGCGCAUCUCAGGGGGAUCCUCGGUGGCGACGGAAGGGGUGUGGCCAUGGAUGGCGAGCUUGCACUGGAACGGAAGUCACGUCUGCGGCGGCACUUUGGUGGCCGAGGACGUCGUACUGAGUAGCGCCGACUGCUUCACGCGGUGA